AUGGGAUCAGAAGACAAAGCUGCCACCAUGUUUAAUACCACAUUUGUUCGGCCUGAAAAAUUCUAUCUCAGUGGGUUUUCCAACAUCCCUCAUAUUAGGUAUUACUAUGUCUUCCUCUGUUUUGUCUACAUCAUGACUGUUUUGGGGAAUGGCUUUCUUCUCUCAGUUAUUAGUCUGGCGAAAACUCUUCAUACUCCUAAAUACAUGAUUGUGUUCAACAUGGCUUUGACAGAUUUGUGUGCGAGCACAGCACUUAUACCAAAACUCUUAGACACAUUUCUGUUUGAAAGAAGAUACAUCGUCUAUGAGGCUUGUUUAAGUUACAUGUUCUUUGUUUUGUUCUUUACAAGUGUGCAGUCAUGGACUCUUGUCACUAUGGCAUAUGACAGACUGAUAGCAAUUUGCUUCCCUUUACGGUACCAUAGUUUUGUGACUGAAACAUCAAUUACUGCAAUCCUGCUUUUUGUAUGGAUUUUUUUGGUGAGUGUAAUAGCUACCAUGGUUGGUCUUCUUAAUCGUCUCUCAUUCUGUAACUCUUUGGUGGUUAACAGCUUAUUUUGUGAUCAUGGACCAGUGUAUCGUCUUGCUUGUAAUGAUACAUCUUUAAAUUACAACAUGGCAGCUGUCCUUAUCAUUUUACUUAUCAUCAUUCCUGUUAUAUUCAUAGUAAUCACAUAUGUUUGUAUCUCCGUAGCACUGAGCAGGACUACAUCAAGAGAGGAACGACUCAGAGCAUUAAAAACUUGUACUUCUCACCUGAUCCUUGUUGCUAUUUUCUUCCUACCAUGGAUAGGUACAAAUAUAGUUGCGUGGGCCUCCUACAUCCAUCCUAAUGCCAGAAUGAUAAAUUCCACAUUGACACACACCAUACCAGCUUUACUUAAUCCUAUCAUUUAUGCUUUAAAGACAGAAGAAGUGAUAAAUGCAAUUAAAAAGCUUUGCAAAAGAAAUCUUCUCGGUAUCAUGAGAACAAAAAGGAGAACUUGUUAUCACUGCUGUAUUAAAUAA
Molecule: messenger RNA, 1008 nt
Organism: Archocentrus centrarchus (flier cichlid)
Lineage: Eukaryota; Metazoa; Chordata; Actinopteri; Cichliformes; Cichlidae
Product: olfactory receptor 146-like
Exons: 1
Coding region: 1-1008 (335 amino acids)
Biological process (GO): G protein-coupled receptor signaling pathway
Cellular component (GO): plasma membrane
Molecular function (GO): G protein-coupled receptor activity; olfactory receptor activity
Source: RefSeq, a predicted model, not a curated record